AUGACGAAACGACGAAAAACAACCGAUUCUGGUAACUUUAUCAGAAUCGGUGAUAAGACAAUCUCACUAGAGGGUUAUUUCGCUCCCAGCAAGCCAAAGGACAGCAAGAGCGAUACCAACGCCACCCACACACCACAGUCAGAGACAUCGAAGAAGGACCAGGUGAGGAAGGAGCCAGUGAGGACUGAGCAGCAUCGUCAAGGCAAGGGCGACGAGAAGCCUCGGAAAGAGGAAGGAGACAGAGACCUGCUACGGCUGCGGGAGAAGUUGCCCAUUUGGGAGCACAGGAACGAGAUCCGGGAUGGCCUCAGAAAGAACGAUGUGCUUAUCGUCACGGCAGAAACAGGCUCUGGCAAGAGUACCCAGGUCCCACAGUUCCUCUUCACGGAAGACUGGUGUCGAAAAAGGACGGUCAAGGUACGCUCGGGAGGCAACAGAGUCAACGACGCCUCCGUCGGAGGCGUGAUUGCCAUUACUCAACCACGGCGGGUAGCUGCGACCACACUGGCUCACAGGGUCUCAAACGAGGCAGGCACGCCGCUCCGCCAGGCAACCGGAAACCGUGAAGGUCUGGUCGGUUAUUCAGUACGGUUCGACCACAACGUUCCACGAGGAACGAAGGUCAAGUUCCUCACGGAAGGUAUGCUCCUCCAAGAGCUUCUCCGUGACCCUCACCUACGACAGUACAGCGCUGUUAUCGUGGACGAAAUUCACGAAAGAAGCGUGGACGUCGACCUGCUUUCUGGCUUCCUCAAACAGAUUAUCUCCGGAGAUAAGGCCGGCCGCGGGGGUAUCCCAUUGAAGGUUGUGGUGAUGAGUGCCACCGCAAACUUGGAAAAAGUCCAGUCUUUCUUCACGGUUGAGAAGCCCACCGGGACUCUGAAGCCGGCUACCCUAGACAUCCCAGGUCGCCUGUAUCCUGUCGAGUUGAUCCACACGCCAAAACCUGUUCCUGAUAUCCAGGACGCUCUGCUAAAGACCAUUUUCAAGAUUCAUACAGAGCAGCCGUGUCCAGGUGAUAUCCUUGCCUUCCUCAUCGGCCAGGAACAAAUCGAGACUGCCCAGAAGAUCAUCGAGGACUACGCCAAAACCCUGGAUCCGAAAGUCCCAAAACUCGUGCCAAUCCCACUGUUCGGCCAGAUGUCUAUAGAAGCGCAACAGAAGGCUUUCCAACCCGUCAAGGGCAGGGUUGUCAGGAAGGUUGUUCUGGCCACCAACAUCGCUGAAACAUCAGUCACUGUGCCGGGCGUCCGCUACGUUGUCGACACUGGGAAGGCCAAAGUCAAACAGUUUCGUGCCCGCUUGGGGAUGGAGUCACUCUUGGCAAAACCCAUUUCAAAAUCGUCUGCCAUUCAACGAGCUGGCCGAGCCGGAAGAGAAGCUGCAGGAAAGUGCUUCAGGCUCUAUACGGAAGAAGGUUUUGAGUCACUCAAAGACGCGGACUUGCCAGAAAUCCUAAGAGUGGACGCUCUGGGUGCCGUCUUGACAAUGAAAUCCCGAGGCGUUACUGACAUCUUCGAGUUCCCUCUCAUGGAUACACCUGACGAUGAAGCGUUCGAGAAGGCUCUGCUUCAUUUAAACAUCUUAGGAGCCAUUGGUGAUGACGGAUCGAUCACCGAGAUGGGCGAAAAGAUGGCGUCUUUCCCUGUCACGGCUCCAUACGGAAGGGUGCUCCUUGCGGCAGCAGACCCCAAGUACGACUGUCUGUUGGAAGCGAUCGACAUCAUUGCCUGUCUCACCGCCGGAGAAGACAUCUUUCACCAGCUACGCUCCGAGGAAGAACGAGAGCAAGUCGAGGAAUACCGGAAGGAAGUUUAUCGCAGAGAAGGCGAUCUCCUCACUUACCUUACCACAAUCCAGCAAUACACAGCGGAGAACUCGGAUCGAGCCGAUUGGUGUAAGCGCAGGAAAGUCAAUGUGAGGGUCAUGCGGCAAGCUCUGAACAUUCGGAAACAACUACGGGGUCUCUGCCUCAAGGAGAAGAUGUUGUCCGAGGCGCCAGAGCCAGAUCCUCAGCCUUUCAACCCCAUGUCUCCAGAUCGCGCUGAGUCCUUGUUGAAGUGUUUCUUGAAGGGGUUCUCCGUGAAAACAGCUAUUCUCGCGCCAGAUGCCAGCUACGUCACGACACAGGGCAAGCACGUGGUGGCGAUACACCCAUCCAGUGUCCUGCACGGACAGAAGAAGGAGGCCAUCAUGUUCCUUGAGCAUGUGUUCACGACAAAGAAUUACGCGAAGAAAGUGAGCGUCGUGCAGUCGAAUUGGAUCUUGGAGGCUUUAGAGCCAUAG
Diaporthe citri is the source of this 2286-nucleotide messenger RNA. RefSeq lists its product as uncharacterized. The transcript has a single exon. Gene Ontology annotation, cellular component: catalytic step 2 spliceosome; intracellular anatomical structure. Lineage: Eukaryota; Fungi; Ascomycota; Sordariomycetes; Diaporthales; Diaporthaceae. The coding region runs from base 1 to 2286 and encodes 761 amino acids. The record is from RefSeq and is a predicted model, not a curated record. Gene Ontology annotation, molecular function: ATP binding; RNA binding.